Messenger RNA from Nothobranchius furzeri (turquoise killifish), 9567 nucleotides. RefSeq names its product relaxin family peptide receptor 1 (gene rxfp1). The record is from RefSeq and is a predicted model, not a curated record. Lineage: Eukaryota; Metazoa; Chordata; Actinopteri; Cyprinodontiformes; Nothobranchiidae. Gene Ontology annotation, cellular component: plasma membrane. Gene Ontology annotation, biological process: activation of adenylate cyclase activity; adenylate cyclase-activating G protein-coupled receptor signaling pathway; hormone-mediated signaling pathway. Gene Ontology annotation, molecular function: protein binding; G protein-coupled peptide receptor activity.
CGGACUCAUCUGAUGUUAAUCUUUCUUCUCUUUUUUUUUUUUUUUUUUUAAUUCCGAAGCGCAGAGCUAAAUUAUCUUCAGGGUUAAUUCACUCUGUCGAAAAAUGAGACGUGAAGGCUUCACGCUCUGAUGGCGCUGAUGACAGCGGCUUAUUUUCAGUCAUCUGCGCCUUGCUGCGCGGUGAGAAUUAACCCACCUAAUGAAAUAGAGAAAUCAUUUGUCUGAGCGGGUCACUCUCAUGUGGGUUUAAAUCGGAGCACACUCGCUCACCUCCGCCACAGCCCCCUCCCCUUCCGCGCUCGCAUCUCUCUGCAAGCCCUGCACCUGCGCGUCAGAACAUCGUGGCAACUCUUUAAACCGCUCUUCUCUCACACACAAGUGGCUGCAGAUCGUGGCGACCUAACCGAAGCGUUCACAGGUCCAACUCUACUUCUCCAGCAGCUCUCUCAUUCCCACUGACAACAACGGCACGGGCACAAACUUUUGGCGUGAUUUUUACGCACAGAUUCUCUCACCCUGAAAAUAGUUGUUUUACGGUUCCGACAGCGCGGUUAUCUGAGAACUAAACGGAGGAAUCAUGCAAGUUUAUGUGGCAGUGAUAUUCGCUUAUGGAGUCUCAGCCCUCAAUACCACAGAGGAGAAGGCGACAUGCCCACUUGGAUAUUUCCCCUGUGGCAACUUGACUGUCUGCCUCCCUCAGCCUCUGCACUGCAACGGCAUCGAUGACUGUGGGAAUCAGGCAGACGAGGAGAACUGUGGGGAUAAUAAUGGCUGGCCCCAUCUUUUCGACAAAUAUUUUGGCUUACCAAGCCCUAACGCCAGGACCAAGUCGAAUACGUGCUUGCUGGGUGUUGUUCCUGAUUUUUGCCAGUGCCGAGACCUGGAGCUGGACUGCGACAGCUCUCAGCUUCAAGAUAUCCCUGUGGUGCCGAUAAAUGUCACCAUGAUGUCCCUACAAAGAAACCAACUUCAGAGACUACCAGCAAAAGGCUUCUUUAACUACCAGAACCUACAGAAACUAUAUCUGCAGCACAAUAAAAUACAAGAAGUGAGUCCCGACGCAUUCAGAGGGCUUUAUAACCUCACAAGACUAUAUCUGAGCCACAACAAGAUCACUGCCCUGAUGCCAGGAGUGUUUAAAGACCUUCACAAGCUGGAGUGGCUGAUACUAGAAAACAACAGUAUCCAUCAGAUAUCCACCAUGACAUUUUCAGGCCUGAACUCUCUCGUUUUAUUGGUUUUGCUGAACAACUCUUUGACAAGAUUGGAUGACAUCUGUCGAGAAAUGCCCAGACUGAACUGGCUAGACUUGGAGGGAAAUCUUAUUGAAAUGAUUGGAAAUACCUCCUUCUGCUCAUGCAGCAUGUUGACAGUUCUGGUUUUACAGCGGAACAGGAUCAGCUACAUACACGAACGCGCUUUCUCUGUCCUGAAAAAGCUUGGAGAAUUGGAUCUAUCCAACAACGGACUGGUGGCAAUUCCUCCCAAUUUAUUCAUCUUACUGGAGGAUUUGCUUCAACUAAAUAUCUCCUACAAUCCCAUCCUGGAGCUUCAGGUGGACCACUUUGACAAGCUACAUAAAUUAAAGUCACUGAGCAUAGAGGGGAUCGAAAUCGGAAAUAUACAUCGAAGGAUGUUUGAACCUCUGAAAUACCUGACUCACAUCUAUUUCAAGAAGUUCCAGUACUGUGGUUAUGCCCCUCAUGUGCGCAGCUGCAAGCCCAACACAGAUGGCAUCUCUUCAUUUGAGGACCUGCUGGCCAACAUCGUGCUAAGAGUGUUUGUCUGGGUUGUUUCUGCCACAACGUGCUUUGGCAAUAUCUUUGUCAUCUGCAUGCGUUCCUACAUCCGCUCUGAGAACAAACUCCAUGCCAUGUGCAUUAUCUCCCUCUGCUGUGCAGAUGGACUGAUGGGUAUUUACCUUUUCAUGAUUGGUGCAUAUGACCUGAAAUUUCGUGGCGAGUACAACCGUCACGCUCAGGCCUGGAUGGACAGCAGUCAGUGUCAGGUCAUUGGCUCUUUGGCCAUGCUUUCCACCGAAGUCUCUGUCCUACUUCUCACCUAUCUCACUCUGGAGAAAUACAUCUGCAUUGUGUAUCCCUUCCACUACCUAACUCCUGGCUGGCGACGAACCGUCUCCAUCCUGACUGGGAUUUGGGUGUUCGGCUUUAUAGUUGCCUUUCUGCCACUGGCCUGCAAGGGAUUGUUUCGCAACUUCUAUGGAACAAACGGAGUCUGCUUCCCUUUGCACUCUGAGCAGCCUGAGACGCCUUGGGCUCAUGUUUACUCCAUUGUUAUUUUCCUUGGACUCAACUUGGUGGCGUUCCUCAUCAUUGUCUUCUCCUAUGCAAGCAUGUUCUAUAACAUCCAAAGAACAGGAACUCAGACCACAAUGUACAGCAACCACAUCAAGAAAGAGGUCACCAUCGCCAAGCGGUUCUUCUCCAUCGUCAUCACGGAUUCCCUCUGCUGGAUUCCCAUUUUCAUCCUCAAGAUCCUGUCACUGCUGCAGGUGGAGAUUCCUGGUACCAUCAGUUCCUGGGUCGUCAUUUUCAUUCUCCCCAUCAACAGCGCCCUGAACCCGAUCCUCUACACUCUAACUACACGACCUUUCAAAGAAACUAUUCUGCAGGUGUGGGCUAACUACAGGCAGAAAAGGCCUCUUCUCAGUGGCCAUCCGCCACAUCAUCCAUCCCUCACGUGGCAAGAAAUGUGGCCCCUGCAGGAAAACAGUCACGCCAUCUCCCCGGGACUUCCAGUGGAUGCGACAGACACAGCGGCCAAGCUCACCCCUGUGGAGACUACAGAAGAUGGACAUAAUGACAUUACCACGUGUACAAAACAACAGCUAAAACAGCACACUGUGUUGUCGGUUUGCUCACAUAAUAAAGUAGUCCCACACACUCUCACACAUAUUCAUACAUUGACUCAAACUAACGAUCUACUCUAAGUGUCUACGAGCACAGCUACAUGUUUUGGUUGUAACUUCUGUGCACAUCAUUUCCACCAGGUAAAUGUUCCAUGCUCAUUCAGUAUUGUGAUUUAUAUUUGUCCUUUAAAGGUGUGGGAGACACGGUUAUUCAGUACAUUUGCAGUUGUGAAAUGAAUGCCUUAUAGGUCGUACUUAGGGCAUCAAAAAGCUCAGAAUUGCUUUUUUCAGCAUAGACAAGUGUUGAAGUCUUAUUUCCUGUAUUUGGACAUCUUGCCUUGGAUUGGAUGACAGCAACGUGACUACCACUGACUUGCUACGUGGAUGUUUUAUCUCCGCAAAUAUCACAAGCCUGGAGGAGUUUUUCUGUGUGGUGAACUUGCUAAUGCUAACGUUAGCUUGUACUAGUGAGGACAUUGUCUGCUGGUUUCUGGACGUUAAAACAACUGCCGUGAGAUCGGUGAGUCCAUGAAUGCUAAUUAACAUAGAUCUGUCAGGCUUUUCAAAUCCUUGAGUUUCACUGUCUGUUUUCUCUCAAAAUUUAAUGCAGCAGAUAGGUGUAGGAGACGAUUUCCAUAUUCAGUCUGCAUGAAAAACUCAAGAGUGACAAAUUAUAAUCAGAAGUAGUCAUAAAGAAAAGGUUUUUCACUGAACUACACCUUUAAAAAAACAAGGAUUUUUGCAGUUAACUUGUGCCCAGAUUUCAUUGCUUUUUUAUGUAUGCUCAAAAGUCCAACCCAUCAUGUUGUUUAGUCCUUUAGAAGUCAAAUUCUUUGCAUCAUUUGUCCAGGCAGCAACCACAACCUAGAUUAGGCCUCUGUAGAAAAUGCUGAUGCAGCGUGUUUUCUUUGUGUUCAGGUUUUGCAAAAAUAUGUCAAGUAAAUCAAAGCUGCUACAAGAGUAUUAACAGCAGUGAAAGUAUGGAUCAAUAGAAGUAUUAUGGUAAACACACUGGAAUGCUAGUCACUUGGGUUUUGAAAUAUGUUUAAAGGAGUUUUAUGUAAAAAUUUAGUAAAAACGACAUACUCUGGCCAAAUUUGGUUAGUGCAGCUCUUUUUCCAAACAAGAGUAAGUAUCUCACACCCAUUCUACUACUUCCAUGGCUGUUGCCAGCUACAAUAAGCACCAGAAGAUUCUAGAUGACACACAUACACAAUAAGUGGAUGUGUAUAAGGACAUUUCGCUGUAAUAUGGAGUUGUUGGUAAUUGAAAAAGUUACUUGAUUAUUUUAGAGCUGAUUAUUUUUUUCUAAUUAACCGUUAGCAACUUUACCCUCAAGCCUCCUUCAAGAUAUAGAGUAAAGCAAAUAGAUGCAGUGGCUUCUUAAGGUAACAAAAAUGUCUGGAUCACUACUGUCACUGGCUUAGGUUAUUUACAAAAUACUUUACAAAUGCUGGUGCUUCAGUGUUAGCUCCCACAGACUCGACAACCUCACAGGCUCACAGAUAGUAAACAAAGAAUACAUCCCUCUUUAGCUUUUUGAAGGGAGAAAAACUGACAACCCCCAGUUGGCUGAGAAGGAAAUGUGUUUCAAUGUAAACUUCCUUCCUACACUGGUGAGACAAUUGACUGUUUUGUGAUUACUUCACUGUAAAAUCCUUAGUUAUUGUACCUUUAAAUCUGAAAAUAUUUCCAAUAUCUAAGGGUGAUCUGAUACUAUUCUAAAUUGGCAAUAUUGGAGGAGUCGAUUUAUUAAACAAUUCUAACUUAAUUUAGUAAUGUUUUAUCAUUCCCUAAAUUCUAAUGUUUUUUAAAAUGCAUUGAGAUAAAACACUGAGCUCAUUAGAACAUUUUAGUAAGGUUUAUUUCCAUAUUUAAAACGUGAUUUAGGUUUAGUGGGUUGAAGGCUUCACAGAAAUGCUUCUGCUCUUGUUCACUUUUUUUAUAUUUUUUCCUAAACAGAGCAGCGAGUAAGGAGUUUCCAGCUGUAGCUUCUGUUUCUGGUGAUGUAGCUUUUGUUGACAACAGCUGCAGCACUGAGAUGUGAGAUUACUGAGCGUGUAGACAUUUGCACUUCUCUAUUUGAUCUUGGGAGUUGUCAAUCUCCACCGAGCAGGUAACAUUACAAUUAUGAUGUGCUGAAUUGGGGGGGGGGCUGGUGCCUAUCUCCAGCUGUUAAUGGGCAAUCAGGCGGGGUACACCCUGGACAGAGAGCCAGUCCAUCGCAGGGCAACACAGAGACACACAGGACAAGCAAUUAUGCACACACCACCACCACAAACCACUUCCAUCUUUCUUGUUGUCCUAGAUUUUCUUUUCUUUAUUUUGUCAUAAUUUUGUUAAGCGGCUGCAUCAACACUAUAACUUACCAAAUGUCAACAACAAACUUCCUGUUUAUGACAUAUUAUCAACUCUAAAACUGGCCUUCCCACCACUUCACUCGUGUCCACCAGUCAAUACAUCCCUCUCUAGUCAGCCAGUAGUCUCUUAAGGUAACCUAUCAAAUCUAUUGCUGUGGAAUCUGAAGUUGAAUGAUUGAUCCUUGCUGAAGAUAGCUCCAUAUAAGCAAUGUCCAUAUAAAUAUUCAAAGUCAGUGCACAAAAGACAAGUUGUUUAGCAAGUUCCAACUUUGAGCGCUGAUUGUCUUCAUUGCAGUCAAUCCUGCAAACCAGACUCAAAGGGUUUUCUGUGUGUGAGAUAGCUGUGAGUCAUCAUUUAGUAAAUAAGCAAUGGUAUCCAAGGGGAGAGGGACACAAUUCAAAGUGGUAAUAUAACAAAGUAUUUUAACCCAGAGGACAUUCCCAUUAAACAUCAGUAAAUGAGCCCGGCAUCCCAGGGGAAUACAGUGAGCUAAAGGAAUCUGGCAGUCAUAAUUGGUGUCAAAUUAGCUCUAUGGCAAAUUUUUAAUGUAUAUAUUAAUGAUUGGGGGUUUUAUAGGCCCUCUCAACACAUUUUGGGUUAACAGGUAUUUAUAAUUAUAUGAAACUGUCAUUUUAGGCAUAUUUUAUAAUCGUCCUAGAUUUUCUUAGAACAAGGCACUGUAUUUUGCUUUUUGAGAUCUGUUGGUCUAAAUUCUCUUGUACAGCUCUGACUGCUGUCAGGUGUGGGUGUGACAAUCGGAAUAAUUUCAGCCAUCAAAAAAUGUGGUUGCAGUUAUGGUUCAUCAAAGUGACUGUGUGUAGUUUUUACCAUUAAUCUCAGGAAAUAUUCAUUGAAAUGUUGUUGUAAAUUAAUUAAAAGAUAACCAGUUGUUGAAAAAUGUUGGCAGUUUAAUAACAUAUAACCAUAAUAAAUGGGGUCUAAAAUACAUGGGAGGGGGUCUAAGUCUGUGGGCGACGCCAUAUUGGAUUCCAUGUUUUCUUUUACGGAAGCCCGUGAGGACAGAAUGCGUUAACUGAUUUGUAACAAACUGUUACAAAACUUUCGGCAUUAAUAAAUAUUGUUCUUUUACACAUUUACCUCUUCACUCAUUGCAAGCGGUGAAAGGAAAUCUGAUGGUCUUGUUAUUUUGCUGGAGGUUGCACUGCCAGGGAUUUUUGACCCUAAUGGUCAUCCGUUGGUAAGAUCUUACUUGAACACAAAAAUACUGCUUGCUUGCAAUGAUUUAGGCAUCUACUGCUCCCUAUCGGCAGUGAAAAUACACACUGUCAUUUUAAAUUAAGAAAUAUUUCUCCACAAAGGUCAGGCUGAUUAGGAUAUUUUGUCUUUUUUUCCUCAUUGUUGAAAAAUAUUGUUGGCCUUUUAACAUAUAAUCAUAAAAGUCGGAUCUAAAGUACAUAAGUGUCUGGGCAACGCCAUAUUAGAUGUGAUGUUUCCUUCUAUGUGAGCUUGUGAGGACAAAAUGCUUUUACUGAUUUGUAACAAGCAGUUACAAAUCUUUCACCAUUCAUUAAUGUUAUCGUUUUACACAUUUACCUGUUUACUCCUUGCCAGUGAUGAAAGGGAGUCUGAUGUGUUUCUCAUUUUGCUGGAGGCUGAACAAUCUGACAGAGUACUCGUUCAGAAAUUGUGCUCCCAUGGAUUUUUUACCCUAAUGGCCAUCUGUUGUUGGUAAGAUCUCAUUCAAACUCUAAAAUACCUCUUGCUGGCAAUGAUUUUGGUAUGUGCUGCCCCCAAUCGCCAGGAAAAAUACACACGUCACUUUAAAUGAAAUCAUGUUAAAACUACAUUUUACGUUUUAUCAGAUUACUUUUGUCUGAUAUUGAUAUUUGUUUGUAGGCUAGAACUGGUGUACCUUUACAGCAGUGAAGUUGGUGUAGGUCUGCAUGCAGGCUGGUAUCACUGCAGGUUUCAAUGUAUUCUCAUACACUUUCAUUUUGUUUAUAUUGCCUCUGAGUGCAUUCAGUCUUAGGCUUUACUGCUAUGUGCAGGGAUGGGAAAUUGCUUCAAUUUGGUGAGAAUUCCUUUGCUACAAUAUGUCUUGCUUCCCGUACUCAACUUAAAGGUCAACAGCAGACGAAUGAUGGAACUUGGGUUUUCAGUCAAUUUUCGCAAAUCCCUGCAGAGCUGCAGUCAUAGCAGCUCCAUUUCAGUCACUGUCAAGUAAAGACUAUCAUGCCCUGCAUGCAAUAAAUAUCACACUGAAUUUUGUGUUUUAUAUAUAUAUAUAUAUAUAUAUAUAUAUAUAUAUAUUUUUUUUUUUUUUUUUGUAGCCACACUAUAUCUCAGAUGAUGGCAGAAAAGGUCCAUGCCACACAAUUAGUGUUGAGAUCUUACUGAGAAUGAGGAGGGCUGAUGUCAGAGAUACUUUGAGUGAUUUAAUGUUGUAACCUCAUAAAAUCUGCCUGAUGGGAAUAUUUUAUUUAAACAAAGAACGUCCCACCCAGAUGUAUGUCUUGGCUAUGCUGAGUAUGUUUUUGAGAUUGCACUUUACAUUUUAAAACAGAAAAAUAUAAGGGCUGGAUUCAGCUGAUUUUUCAAAAACAACAUAAGGGUUCCCGUUCCCCUCAUGGUGAGAAGUAGCCCAAAUAAAUCAGUUUUAUUACUCUGCUUAUAGAAGCACAUUAAUGCUGUAGUUGCAAAAUGUCAACACACAACAUUUAAAUCAUUUACCACCAUAAGAGUUAAGUAGUUUGACAUAAAAUUUUAAUGAAGCUGAUUUGAAUUCAAAUUCACUUGUAGAGUUGCACAUCUUUAACAGCUCUCGUGAAUUUUAACUUCAUCUUCACAUUAUGCAUGUGGCACAUAUAGAACCAAAUAAAUCUGACGAAUCAUACCUCCAACACACACACACGCACACGCACACACACACACACACACACAGGUUGCUACGUGUUGUUGCUCAUCUAUCCAGAAGCAAUUUGACCAGAGUAUGUUGGUAAUGCCUUGCAAAACAAUCAACCAAAUGGUACCAACAACAUACCUCUGCCAAGGUGAGAAUAAAAUGACAUGUAACCUUCUGUGCCAGCAAGUGGUCCAAGUAUAUGAAUGCAACAGUAGUUGAUGGGGUUUGGGGUUCCAAGAGGCAACAACAGCUUGUCUUUAAAUGCAGCUAUUUAUUGUCACACAUAUCUGUAAGAGGCAGGCAUGCAGAAGCUGCUCUGAAUAUCACUGAGCAGCCGCUUGAUGGCAUGUAUUCUAAAAAUGUUAUUUCUGGCCUUUAAAAAAGAAACAGAAAAUCUCUUUAUGUAAUUUUAAUCCAACAGCUGCUUUUUUCCAGGUUGUUUUAUAAGAGAUCUGCUUGCACCUGUGUUCCGUUGAAGCUGUUUCGUGUUCAUGAGACUUCAUUUAAAAUGAGUGUGUUGCAGCUAUUUCUGGUCUGUCAAUUGUUGUGACAUUUUUGUCACAUUUUUAUAUUUAACCCUCUGGAGGCAGGUUUGCAAUGUUAAAACCUACCUGCCUGGUUACUCCACAUACGUGUUUCAUGAGCAUUGUUUAACUCAGAAGUACUCCUGAAGGACUUUGUUGUUUGUCCUUUUAUCAAAAUAUAUUUUGAGCCUGAGAGGGUUAAAACAUUUUGUACUGUUCAUAGCCACAUUGUUUGUGUGUGUGUGUGUGUUUUGUUUUACUGUGGAGUCUUUCUUGUGUGUGAUCUGAGUGAGGUAUUCUGCCACACAGAAGCAUUUUGAAUAUGCAGCUGUAUGCUUUUAGCCAUCAGAUAUCUGGCAAUUGUUUAUUCUGUAAAAGAAACUGAUUAUGAAUUUGGCAAUUAAAUGUAUGUUGCAUUAUUGUGCAAUCAGCCACGAAGAAGCACUUUUGAAAAACUGAAGUGCGUAAAUCAGCUCUGUUCUUUGCCCCCUUUUAGGAACACCAUAUUUGUGAAUACAUUUGUUCUACUUGCAGGAAUAUGAACUACUUUUAUGUCAACGUUACAUUUUGAGGUUCAUUCUGUUGAGGGUGAUACAAUGCAACCAGUUUUGUUCUCUGUUGUUUGUUCGUCUAUGAAAAGCGAUGUUCUCUGCUGCCUGCAGUCACAGGAAGCUCUACGUUGAAUGUAAAAUAUUUGAAAGACUUGGUGUGUUUUGUACUGUUUUUACUUUGGACAGGUGUGAACUCUUGACUUUCCCAGUCAGUUGUAGAAACAGGCAGCAAUUUUAAAGUCUUUUGUAACAUUUCCCAGCUGGUCUGGGGGUGGAUGAACUGAGUCAGAUUCAUUUUACCAACCCUGACAUCACAAUACGUUAUUUUACACUGUGAUGUACAUUAAAAACCUUUGUACAGUCAGCAGAACUAUACAAUAAAAUACAAUCAUGAACUCA